Molecule: messenger RNA, 1149 nt
Organism: Eutrema salsugineum
Lineage: Eukaryota; Viridiplantae; Streptophyta; Magnoliopsida; Brassicales; Brassicaceae
Product: extensin-3
Biological process (GO): plant-type cell wall organization
Molecular function (GO): structural constituent of cell wall
Source: RefSeq, a predicted model, not a curated record
GGGUGUGAAGGGGAGAGAGUAGAGCAUCAAACACAAAGAGAAACACAUAGAAAAUGGGGUCACCAAUGGCUUCUUUGGCAGCAACUUUGCUUGUCUUAGCAUUCUCUCUUUGUUUUGUAUCGGAAACCACCGCAAAUUACUACUACUCUUCUCCUCCUCCACCGGUCAAACACUACACUCCUCCGGUUUACAAAUCUCCACCACCACCGGUUAAGCAUUACUCUCCUCCUCCGGUUUACAAAUCCCCACCUCCUCCCAAGAAACACUACGAGUACAAAUCACCUCCACCACCGGUUAGGCACUAUUCUCCUCCUCCGGUUUACAAAUCCCCACCCCCACCAAAGAAGGACUACGAGUACAAAUCUCCUCCUCCACCGGUUAAACACUACUCUCCUCCUCCGGUUUACAAGUCUCCACCACCACCAAAGAAGGACUACGAGUACAAAUCACCUCCACCACCGUACAAAUCUCCUCCUCCACCGGUUUACCAGUCUCCUCCUCCUCCGGUUUACCACGCUCCCCCACCACCAAAGAAACAUUACGAAUACAAAUCUCCUCCACCACCGUUUAUCAUUCUCCUCCACCACCGGUUUACCAAUCUCCCCCUCCUCCGGUUUACCACUCUCCUCCACCACCUAAAAAACAUUACGAGUACAAAUCUCCUCCUCCUCCGGUUUACCAGUCUCCUCCUCCUCCGGUUUACCACUCUCCCCCACCACCAAAAGAGCACUACGAAUACAAAUCUCCUCCUCCUCCCGUCCUUCUCCUCCUCCACCGGUUCACUACUCACCUCCACACCAACCCUACCUUUACAAAUCUCCACCUCCUCCACAUCACUACUAGAUAAACUAAUCGUCGACUCAGGAGUUGACGACACUACACAAGAGAACAAGGAAUCUUUUGGUGAUAUAAUAAAAGAUACAAGAUCAUUAAGAGAAUCGAAACGGAUAUGUUCUAAAGAGAAAGUUUCCCAUUUAAUGUGUUUUUCUUCUUUUUUUUGUUCCCCAUAAUAAACUUCAAACAUGUUGAUGAGUGGUCCCUUCAUGCAUGCAAAUUAGUCAUAUGUUUGUAAGUUCAAGUCUUAUUUUAUCCAAAUUCUUCAAUUUCAAAGUUUGGUUGUUUAAUUAAAUAAAAGUAUACGUUUCUUUU